Cyclopterus lumpus (lumpfish) is the source of this 1895-nucleotide messenger RNA. RefSeq names its product nectin cell adhesion molecule 1a (gene nectin1a). Lineage: Eukaryota; Metazoa; Chordata; Actinopteri; Perciformes; Cyclopteridae. Gene Ontology annotation, biological process: homophilic cell-cell adhesion; heterophilic cell-cell adhesion; protein localization to cell junction. The transcript has 10 exons. The coding region runs from base 130 to 1635 and encodes 501 amino acids. Gene Ontology annotation, cellular component: adherens junction. The record is from RefSeq and is a predicted model, not a curated record.
ACUGGACCCGGACAGGCGGACCUGAAGCACAACCGGCUGCCUCGCGCUCAGUCUGGGAGGCAGGAGGCGUAAAACAAGUGCACACUGGGAAUUUAACCACAGCGAGAAGCUGGCAACGGUGGUCUGGGCAUGGACAGCACUGGAUUUUGGAUAUUCCUGAUAACCACUUGUGUUAUUCCAGGAAUAAAGGGCCAGACUGUUGAAAUGGAUGAUGGGAAGUGGGGGUAUGCUGGCUCAAAGGUGGAUCUCCGCUGUCGCUUCAUCAACAGCCUCCCGCCUGUCAAAAUCUCUCAGGUAACAUGGCAGAAGCUGGUGAACGGCACUAAGCAGAACGUGGCAAUCGCCAAUCCCUCCCUGGGUGUGUCCGUGGCCCCGCCAUACAGGGACCGUGUCACCUUCAAGAAUGCAGCAGUGAGGCGACGAACUCCGACUCUGGAAGACACCACCAUCACCUUCUCCUUGCUCCGCCUCUCAGACGAGUCCAGCUACAUCUGUGAAUACACCACGUUCCCUGCAGGGAACCGAGAAAACACUGUAAACCUCACUGUCUACGUUCGGCCAACAACUCAGAUUAGUCUAUCCACACCGACGCUGGUGGCUCGUUCAUCCAAUCUAAAAACCCCGGUGGCCACCUGCAUCUCUGCCAACGGAAAGCCACCCGGUACCAUCAAAUGGGAGACGAGGGUGCCAGGAGAAGUGACCACCCGAGAGUACAGGAACUCAGACGGGACGUUCACUGUCCAGAGUGAAUAUAUUUUAGUGCCCAGCAGAGAAACACACAAGGAGACGCUCACCUGUGUCACCACCUACAACGACGAGGUCUUCACUGACAGUGUCACCCUCGACAUUCAGUAUGAGCCGGAGGUUUCGGUGGAUGGGUUUGAUGGAAACUGGUACCUGAACCGAGAGAAUGUCCAGCUGAGCUGCCAAGCUGAUGCCAACCCAGCCGUCUCUCUGUAUCAGUGGAGACUGGUCAAUGGCUCCAUACCAAGCAAUGCUGAUAUCCGCGACAACAUCCUGACCCUUAAAGGGCCGGUCACGUAUGACAUGCAGGGCACCUAUGUGUGUGAUGCAACCAACAGCAUCGGGACACGAUCGGGCUCUGUGGAGAUCGGCAUUAUCGAAAAGCCUCUACCGCAGAUCGCAACUGGUGAUGUCAUCAGCGUAAUUGCCUUAUUACUGGCUGCUGGAGUUCUCAUGGGCAUUACUGUCACCGUCCUGGUGCUCAAAAUAAGAAGUAGAAAAGGCAGCGCCUCAAAUGCCUCUCCGUCCAUAAAGCCGUGCCAGCCGAUAAGGAAAAGACCAGCAGAUGAUAUCCAGCACUCAGGGCGGUUUUAUGAAGAGCUUCCAAACACAGCAGACUAUGUGAGCUACAGACUGGCCUGCAACAAGGAGGACUACCCGGAUCCCUACUCCCCUCCCAUCAAGCCUCAGCUCUCAUUUCUGCCCCAACAACCCUACCACUCCUCACAACCAACCACUGCAACCAGCAGCAGCGGUACCAACACGCCAAAUCACACCUUGUCUCCUCCUUCACACACCACUGCCAUCUUUAAAUACCCCUCUGUCACAGGUUUGUCUUCUCCUCCCCCGGGAGUGGCAGCGUACACUUUUCCCAAAGAGCAGUACGUCUGAACUUUUGACACAGACUCAAACAUCUCAAGCAAAUUUCAGAUGAAAUGACAAAAUAAAAACUCUUUCCUAAGAGGGGCUGGAAAAAUUAUGCUAACCCUGGAGUAUGGGUGUGUCUAUACUGACUGCAUCAUUGUGGAUGGCUCUGAAGGUCAAAGGACAAUUCAGCGUUUGUUGUUGAACUUUGGAUGACACCAUUUUUUAUUGUGUUAUCUAUUCGUUGAAAAGGGAACAUUGUGAACCAUGUCUCAGAUGUUUAGGAU